CUUUUAUAGCAAAAGUUAAAGUCACUUGUUCCUCUUCACCACUUGAAACUUUCCCACGAACCUCUACAAGCUGCCAAAAGAAGAGCACUGCGACUCAUGCUGGAACUGGGUGCUCAUAUAUCAACUCUGCAAGAUACUGCAAGUGUGCAAUCUGCAUGCAGGAGCCCGCUGCAGUAUCUGUGUUUCUAUCAUCUCGCAAGUCUCUCAAGGUUUCCCGUGAAGAGGAGGUGAAAGUGUGGGUGGGACUUUUUUACCACGUGUUCACACACCUGUGGUUGUUUGUGUCACCAUGAAGCACCAGUCCAUCUCCCGAUGGCUGAGUCAGCUGGGACUGCCGCAGUACUGCACAGCACUGGAGCAGGAGUACGACGGCGUAGAGGACUUGCUCCAUCUCUCAGAGUACGACCUCUUAGAGCUUGGGAUCCAUAAUCACCUCCACCGCCUUCACCUUCUCACUUCCCUGCGUCUCCUCCAGGAACGAGAAAGGAGGCGAGAGUUGAGGAUGAUGGCAGAGGGGCGUUUUGCCAGUCUACCCAGGUCUCUCCAUACACACCACGCCCUGGGAGGAGGCACCGCCCACUCAGUGACAGGACCGACACUGGGGUCUCCCGGCAUCGGCACCUGCUCCUCCAGGAGGCUCCAGGCGUCACUGGCCUCCUCCAUGGACCUCCUCAGCACCAAGCCAGGUCUUCCUCCAGGGCAGGGUCCCGGCCUAUCAGACCUCCCCACUGCCACUCACCAGCCGGUCUCCAUCCACGGAACUCUGCCUCGGCGCAAGAAAGGAGGGACCAACGCCAUCCCUGGAAAUUACACCUGGGACCACAGGGCCAAUUACAUGCAGUCCAGGGUCUGUGGGAACAUGUCACUGGCCCCCGGGCAAACCCAUCAACCCAUGACCUCCCCCUUGGUCCAGAAUAUCAUCGAUGAUUUCCACGGUUACAGGGAGCCGGCUGCUGCUCUGGACGCCACCGUGGACUAUGUCAAGUUCUCCAGAGAUCAGUUCAUCCUGGACUGUCCUUCAGAGAAACUCCGCCGAGAGUUGGAGGAGGAGCUGAAGAUGAACUGUGAGGAGCCCAGAAGCCACGCAUGGUACCACGGAGCGAUACCCCGCCAGGUUGCAGAAAACCUGGUGCAGCGGGAUGGAGAUUUCUUGGUCCGGGAUUCGCUGUCCAGUCCAGGAAGUUAUGUUCUGACCUGCCAAUGGCGAAACGCCGCUCAGCACUUUAAAAUCAAUAAGAAGGUCGUGAUGUUGAAUGAAGCUUACUCCAGAGUCGAAUACCGUCUGGAAAGAGAAGGUUUCGACAGUGUCCCUGCACUUAUACGAUACUACGUCGGCAACAGAAAAUCUGUCUCACAGGUAAUUGGAGCCAUUAUUUUUCAGCCAAUUAACAGAGCGCUGCCGUUACGCUGCUUAGAAGAGAAGUACGGCCUGUCCGGUAACCACAGAGAGGCGGGGCUUACGGCUCAAGAGAGGCGGAGCCAGAAACGCCUGAGCCUCAACAUCACCAACGGACACUCGCACGACAACAAACACAAUGCGCAUGACGGCUCACACUGCCAAGACAACGGCGUGGCCCGAAGCAACCAGCUCAGGUUAAAGGAUCGCUGUGGCAGCCAACCAGCGAGUCUGAAUCAGGUCCAGGAGAGGCGACGCCCACUCAAGGCUCACCAAUCAGAAAGCUUCUUACCUCUCGGAUCGAAGCCACAGCUGCCACAGUCUCCUGACUCCCUCCUGCCCAGUCCUAACCCCAAGUCUCCAGUGUUUCGGACAGGAAGUGAGCCGGCAUUGAGCCCGUCUGUCCCACGGAGAUCAGCAGAGUAUCUAACAGGUCAGGCCAUCCGGGGCUCAGACAGCCAACUGUGUCCUAAACCUCCACCUAAACCCAGUAAGGUUCCUCUGGCUCGCCUGCCUCGCUCCCCCUGCCUCCAGCCUCUGGUCCCACCCUCCUCCACCUCCUCCUCCUCCAACCACACAGACUCCUGCUCCACCUCCUCCUCUGGCUUCAACGCACCUCCUCUGGACUCUGAAGAAACCCAGAGUUCCACACGGAGGACUGGAAAUGCUGCUGGACCUCCUGUACCUCCACUGAAGCCCCAGAAGUUCCAGUAUCACCUCCUCCCUCCAGACUCCCACAGCUCCUCCAGUUCAGUGGUGUCCCCCGACCAGUACCCUGACCCGGAGGUGUCGACCGGACAGACAGAGCGCCUGCAGCCGAGUCCCGCAGAGCUCCGGUCUUACAGUCCCAUGAGGUGGGACGAGACCACCCCGGACCACGGCUCUGACCUCCAGCCCUGCAGCUACGUGGAGAGACUGAAGAGAGACGGGGAAGGGGACGAAGCCGUGGGGCGCAGGGGGCUGGACCGGAGCUCGUACCAUCACGCCAUCGCAGCCUUGGAAAACACCAGCGAGGAAGAGGAGGACGACAUAGGGAGGGAUGGGGAGGAGGAGGAUGAAGAUGAGAGGAAGGAGAAAGGAGGGAGCAGCUUCCAGAGGCCGGUGAUUGAGACGGAGUCUGCGUUCAGGCCGGCGGAGUUCGGAUCACGGCUGCUGCCUACGGAGAACAAACCUCUGGAGAUGGUGGUCCUGAAGAGGGCGAAGGAGCUGCUGCUCAGCCACGACCACCAGAGCAUCGCCAAACACCUGCUGAUGGCUGACUGUCUGGUUGGACGGAUCCUCGGAGUGACCCCAGAGCUUAAAGGUCAGAUGGGCGUGGCCUCUGGUCUGGAGCUCGUCACCCUCCCACAUGGUCGACAACUGAGACUGGACCUGAUGGAAAGGCAUCAUACCAUGGCCAUCGGUGUUGCCGUGGAUAUUCUCGGGUGCACGGGCAGCGUGGAGGAGCGAGCAUCCACCCUGAAUCGCAUCAUCCUGGUUGCGAUGGAGCUGAAGGACGCCGUGGGAGACUUAUUUGCCUUCACAGCCCUGAUGAAAGCUCUGGACCUGCCGCAGAUCAGUCGUUUGGAGGAAACCUGGACGACGUUACGGAGGAACUUCACACAGACCGCCAUCAACUAUGAGAAAAUACUCAAACCUUUCUACAAGAACCUGUAUGAAGGCACAGCCUCCUGUCCUUUGGUCGUCUGCGUUCCUCUCCUGCUUCCCCUCCUCACCCUGAUGGAACGCCCAUCAAUCACACCUGAGGGGGCGGAGCUCUGGGAGACCAGCGACCAGGGCUGUGACAUCAUGCUGCGCCACCUGGAGGCGGCCCGCGACGUCGCACAGAACUCGCAGGGCUACACGGCGAACGCACAGGAAGUAUUACAAGGGUUCGAGUGUGAUGAAGACCUGCUGGAGGUGUUCAAGACCGACUUCCAGCUCCGGCUGCUGUGGGGAAGUCGAGGAGCUGCCGUCAACCAAUCAGAUCGCUACAACAAAUUCAACCUCAUCCUCACUGCGUUGUCCCGGAAACUGGAGCCCCCUCCAAAAACACAAACCCUUAUCUAACCAACGACACAUCCUGACACUUUUAUUAAACCCACUGGCUUUUAACAGCCUUCAACACCUAAAAGCAGCAGGUGUUUUUCUGUAACUUUACAAUCCUAUAAACUACAGGUAGUUUAUAUUUUCUUUACUGAAUUAUUGCCGUUAUUUCCGUCAUCAUUCACACAUUUCACUCACCUGUUCCCAGCGACGAAGCAAUAACGAUAGGUCACAAAAUUUCUCGGAUGUUCGGCGACGGAAAUCUAAAAAGCAGCACAAUCGCACCUGAAGCAGCAUUUUUAAAGGGAGUCACUGACAUUUUUGUGAAUAGUGAGAAGAUGCAAGAAGCUUAAAGGGAAAGAUUGAGAAAAUGAGGGAUUUUGUCCUAAAGAGACUCUUGUUAUUCCACUGACGUCACAGUUUCAUCAAUACAUCAUUAAACUAUAACAGAAGUAAGUGUUGAUCUUCACUGCCAGUGUCUGUAAUUGUAAAAAUAAAUGUACUUACCAAUGUUAAGGAGAUUUUAAGGCAUCAGUCUGCAGCGGUGGAAUGUAACUAAAUACUUUUAUUCAAGUUCUGUACUUUGAGGUACUUGUACUACACCUGAGUACUUGCAUUUAUGCAUCUUUAUACUUCUAUUCUACAUCUCAGAGGCAGAAACUGUACUUUUUACUGCUUAAUGUUUGUCAGAAAGCUUCAUUUUUAGAUAACAGUUUUUCAUCCUGUUAAUGUGUAGAAGUAUAUGGUUCCCCAAGAUCUUAUCAUGAUGCUUUGCUGUAGAUUUAAGUACCCAACAGUUUAUAAAGCAGUUAAAAUUAAAUCAUUAAACAUCUAUGGUGGUAAAAUUUAUCUAAAAUGUGUAAAACAGAAGCUAUUUAUGGUCCAAUUGACUUUUAAUGUUUUAUGUGUAUUUUCCUGUUAGUACUUAUACUUUUAUGUCAGAUUUUGGAUGCAGAUUGUACUUGUCGUGUAGUAUUUUCCACUUUGCAGUUAUUUUUAUUUCAUUCUUCCUUAACCACUGUCAACCUGCUGCUAAGAUUGUUGCCUACAUUUGCAUAAACAUUCAUGAUAUUUGAUGCUAAACUAAGAUUGGUUUGUUGCUGGUUUAACAAGCCAGAAAAAUAAAAACGCCAUUAAACGUUUAAAAAAAUAUAUAUAUAUGGUAAGAGGAUCCUAAAGACUUUUUCCCCUCGAGGUAAAUAAUUCGACUGCAUUUUCACAGGAGCAGUUUGAAACUGAUGUUCUCUGCAUCUGUUAAAAUGAACAUCCCCCCUUUUUAACAGGGAUUUAUUCAAGUUUGUGCAGGAAAAAAAAAAAAACGGUAGAUUUUCUUUCUGCACAAAUACAAAAGGUUUGGUUUAAAAGUUCUGAUAACAUAAGAGUAGGUGUGUAAAUAUUUGGAGCAUUUAGCAUGUUAAUAAUAAGACUGUACAUAUUUUAUGUAGCAAACUGACUGUAAAAAGUGUUGAUGAAUUUUAAUGUUUAUAUUAUGAACUACUGUGGUAUGAAUUAAUAAAUAUGUAUGAUCUUUGAAAA
Sphaeramia orbicularis (orbiculate cardinalfish) is the source of this 4957-nucleotide messenger RNA. It is a transcript of the gene bcar3, whose product is annotated as BCAR3 adaptor protein, NSP family member. Lineage: Eukaryota; Metazoa; Chordata; Actinopteri; Kurtiformes; Apogonidae. Gene Ontology annotation, biological process: small GTPase-mediated signal transduction; positive regulation of peptidyl-serine phosphorylation. The record is from RefSeq and is a predicted model, not a curated record. The coding region runs from base 290 to 3445 and encodes 1051 amino acids. Gene Ontology annotation, molecular function: phosphotyrosine residue binding; guanyl-nucleotide exchange factor activity. The transcript has 19 exons.